GGAGGAAGAAAACUUGAGUGUUACAUCAGAACGUGGAAGUGUGCUAGUAUUUUUACCAGGUUUGUGUGAAAUAAGAUACAUGCACUCGUGUCUCUCAAGUAAGUUCAACAAAAGGUGGCAGGUGUACCCACUUCACUCACGUGGGACAUUAGAGGAACAAAAUAAUGCAUUUUUGGCUACAGUUCCUGGCUACAGAAAAAUUAUUCUGUGUACAAACAUAGCUGAGAGCUCUGUAACAGUUCCUGAUGUUAAGUAUGUGAUAGAUUUCUGCUUAACUAGAACUUUGGUUUGUGAUGAGGAAACUAAUUACCAGAGUUUGAGACUUUGCUGGGCAUCUAAAACAAAUUGUAAUCAAAGAAAAGGUCGUGCUGGACGUGUUUCCAGAGGGUAUUGUUACAGGCUUGUACGCAAGAACUUCUGGACAGACUUUAUUCCAGAGCAGUCAGUACCUGAGAUACUGCGUUGUCCAUUGGGAGCUACAGUCUUAAAAAUAAAAAAGCUUGAUAUGGGGGGACCAAAAGCCUUGCUGGCAACAGCUCUUUCUCCACCUAGUGUAGGUGACAUUGAGCAUACCAUACUUCAGCUGAAAGAGCUGGGAGCACUUACAAAUUGUGUGCAAACGGAAGAAAAUCCACAUGAUGGUGAGCUGACUUUCUUAGGAAGGGUAUUGGCACAGUUGCCAGUGGAUCUGCAUCUUGGAAAACUAAUAGUCCUUGGGCAUGCCUUCGGGUGCUUAGAAGAAUGCCUUAUUAUAGCUGCAGCACUCUCUUUGCGGAACUUUUUUACGUCACCUUUACAACAGCACAUUGAUGGAUACAGAAACAAACUGGUUUUUGCGGGGAAUAGUAAGAGUGACUGCAUUGCAAUUGUGAAUGCAUUUAAGGCAUGGCAAGCCUGCAGUCAAAAAGGGGAGCUGAGACAUCCCAAGAAAGAGCUUGAGUGGGGUCAGUCAAAUUGUAUUCAUAUCAAGAAGGUCCGAGAGGUGGCAGAGUUAUUUCACAACUUGAAAGAGCGAGUCAGUGCAUUUAACAUGCAUGUUAAUGCUCAUCCAUCUGCUGUGGAUCAGGAAUGUUUAUACAAACAACGUUUCAUUUUGCAGGUUGUGAUAGCCGGUGCUUUCUAUCCAAACUACUUUACUUUUGGAAAAUGUAAUGAAGAAAGUGCUGUGAGAGACCUUGCUGGCAAAGAUCCGAAAACGACUGUUAUGCUGAGGAAUAUUCCUCCCUAUGGAUAUCUAUACCAUAAACAGUUGCAGUCACUGUUUAGACAGUGUGGGCAGGUAAAAUCUAUUGCCUAUGAUGGAUCAAAGGCUUUUGUGGAGUUCUCCCGUAACCCAAUGGAGGGCUUUAAGAUUCUUCCCGCAGUAUACCUGUCAGUCAAGAUGUCACAGCUGAAAAUUCCUCUUGCGCUGAAUGCUUAUCAUCUAAAUGAUAUUAAAAAGCAGUUGCAAGGAGUGACAGCUGUGAGUGUGGAAUCUCUAAGAGUAAAUGUGGACUGUCAGAAGCAGAGUUUGGAGCCUGUGGAAGUCUCAUUUGGUGCUUUACAACAGUCAAAGAUGAUCCCAAAUCGUCUUCUGUCCAUCAAGAUAACAGAGAUAGUAGAAGUUGGACAUUUUUGGGGUUACAGGACAGAUGAAAAAAAUAGGACUGUACUUCAGGCUUUAACUGCUGAAAUUAACUAUCAGAACCUGAUGGAUUUGCCAGUGUCUCCACAUCCAGAGAUGGUUUGUCUGGCACCAUUCACUCAUCUGGAAGAUGGAGGAUAUUGUAGAGCUCGUAUUCUGUAUGUUUGUGGAGAUUUUGCUGAGGUGUUCUUUGUGGAUUAUGGCAAUAGAUCAAAAGUGCCUUUAGAGAAAUUAAAAAAGAUUCCAAGCUCUCUUCAAGAGCUUCCAUUCCAGGCUUUAGAAUUCAAGAUAUGCAAGAUGCGUCCUUCCGCACAAUCUCUUGUGUGUGGAGAAAGGUGGAGUUACAGUGCUAGCCAGAGAUUUGCCUCACUAGUAAAUGGCUCUGCACUUCUAGUGAAGGUGUAUUCACUUGUGCAUAGUGUUCUGCAUGUAGAUGUUUUCUAUUACUCAAGGUGCCAAGAGCUUGUGAAUAUUCGAGAUGUGCUUAUUGAAGAAUGUUAUGCUGAACUAGCAGAAGAAUCAUAUGAAUCACAACAAAGCCAUAGUUUGCUCAGGGAAUUAUUUUUGGACCAAGUAAAAGAAGAGAAAAUACCUGUUUCUUCAAGAGAGGAAGAAAAGCAUCUCCUUGAAAGAUUGUUAAACUGUUUUUCUGACCACAAAUCUAAUGUGCCAACCCAUAAGGUAACGGUUUUUGGCCCAUUCAGUCCUUAUGAGCUGAAAUGCUACAGCAUGACUAGAGUAUCCCAGUUCAGAAACAUUCUCAUACAAAAGCAAAGCAUAAACUCUGUUGUUCUCCAUGACGCUCCAGAAGAUCCCUUUCAGCAGUUGUUGGUUUCUGCUUCCGUAUCAGCAAAUGCAACUGGAUCUGCUGUAAUUUUAGAGGAAACAUCUUUGAUGCCUCCUAUUCCUGGCCUGCUUCCGCUCCUCAGUAUGUUGUUUGCUCCUGCCAUAGAACUAAGGGUUGAUAAAAGCGGAAAGUAUUUUACUGGUGUUUUGUGUGGUUUGGGUUGGAGUCAGACUUCUGGAGCUCCUCUGCUUCCAGAAAAUGACAUGGAACUGACAUUUGAUGUGCAUUUUGGAGUGGAAGACAUAUCAGAGAUAAACAUCCUAAGGACAGCCAUUAAUAAGCUGCUCUCUGAAUGUGCAGUGUGUUUUGAACAAACAAGAGUGACACAGCUGCAGGAAGAUGUUCGUCAGAAACUUCUGUGUUUAAUCUGCAAAUCAAAACCUCGAGAUAAAAUUGUUCCUACAUGGUAUGAGAAGCCAUAUGCAUGGAAUCAGGUGGAUCCUCAGCAUAUCAUUGACCAGUCUGAAAAGCAGCAUGAAAGAAAAAAUGGUCUUUAUCAGCUACAUAAGCUUGUUUUGUUGAAUGUUUAA
Molecule: messenger RNA, 3001 nt
Organism: Nestor notabilis (Kea)
Lineage: Eukaryota; Metazoa; Chordata; Aves; Psittaciformes; Psittacidae
Gene: TDRD9
Product: tudor domain containing 9
Exons: 28
Cellular component (GO): intracellular anatomical structure
Molecular function (GO): RNA binding
Source: RefSeq, a predicted model, not a curated record